CAAGUCACAAUGAUUCUCCUCGCCACCCUUUUACUUGUUACGAGAACAGAGGCUACUCCAUCAGUGUGGGCUUGUCCAUUUGCUCCCAUAGGGCCAUUGACUCCUAUCGACUUUCGAUUCGGAGAGGAAUGUCCGCGGUAUUCGUUUCUUCACUACUAUGUCUGCUGUGACGAUAAUCCGUACCAGUGUUGUUUCCACUUCGAAACUUGGGCCAUCUAUAACCGUAACGUUCAACUUUUUUUCUCCCUUUGA
Molecule: messenger RNA, 252 nt
Organism: Angiostrongylus costaricensis
Lineage: Eukaryota; Metazoa; Nematoda; Chromadorea; Rhabditida; Metastrongylidae
Source: the annotation of a GenBank genome assembly